AUUCUCUGCACAUUUGCAUUGUUCUGUUUGUACAACUGUUGUUAUGUGUGCAUUGAAAGAUCUCAACAAUAAGGUGUGAGAAGUGAGGAGUGGAGUCAGUUUUGUGGCCCUGUCAUCAUAAUUCUUUGCUUGCAGAGCAGAUAUUGUCUUUUAUGGUGCUAGGCUGCUGAAUCGCUUAAAGGCGUAGGGAAAAUUUAGCAAAUUUAAGGUUAGGCGUGCGAGAAUUUGCCUUUUCUAGAUGAGCAAACCGUUUUUGUAGACUUUCUCUUUGGCGAUUUAGCGCAAAUGUUGGCUUUAGGUUGGGAUAAAUCUGCAAAACACCGGAGGAAUAACUUUGAAAACGCUGCGAGUGGAAUAAUUUCUGAAGACCGUGGGAAUAUUGUACGUUGAAGUUAUUUUCUCCACGGAACGUUUCGAUUGGACGUUUUUUUGACCGGUGCAGAAAUCUCAAGGGUUGAGAAGUGCUCUUGCUGAAGAAUUUGCUUCCAAACUGGCUCCUCUCAGCUACGAUUCUUUUGUUUGCAUGGAACAAUUUUCCAACGGCCUCCGCUCUUCUUCCUCUUCUUCUUCCCAGCAUUUGCUUUACUCUUUGCAACAGCAGCAGCAACAGCAUUCAGAAGACACAUUGUUGCAGAACCACAGCGGCAGCAAUAAUACUAACAACGGCAGCAUGAACGCAAUGGACGCGAGCGUACUGGACAGGCAACGCGCCAGGCUUAAUGCGUUGAAUUGGACAAGCUCUGAGCAAAUCAACGGUCAGUUUAAUUCUUCGGACAUGUUUACUGACGCCGUUCCGGAGUGGCUGCAAUUCGCACAACAGAGCGGGCAUUUACUGAUGGCAAAUCGGGGAGACACGCCGAUGUUUGCCAUGAAAAAUACGUUAAGCUUGCAGAAUGGCUGGCCUAAUCUGCCAAACAGUGUGGUUAAAAGUGGGGAAGAAAACAACAGCGGUGUGACUGCGGCUACAUGUUUGAAGGCGCCGUUUGAUUCGGACCCCAGCUUCGUAGAGCACGCAGCGAAAUUCUCGUCAUUUGAAAGUAAUGGACAAAUGUUACCCUAUCUAAAGGCGGUGCCUAACAGUUCAGAGAGCAUUUCGAACGAACAACAGAUGGCUUGUUCGAACGAUUCAGAAGUCAGUAAGAUGAUUUGCAGGACGGCAAGCGCCGAGCAAUUUUCAGAUAAAGUGACGUCAGUUGCCCAAGAAUCAAUCCCGUCGGAGAAAAUAAUAGCAGGAAACGGCAAAUUUUCAAAGGAUAAUGGAGGCAGAAAGAGGAAAAACGAUAGAACAAAGCCUCAGGAAAUCAAGGCAGCAGAUUCUGAAGAAUCCAAAGAGAAAAGGACUAAAUCUGGUGACAGCGGUGCAAAGGAAAAAGAGGACUUAAGAAAGAGCAAAACAGAGCAGAGUAACAGUGACAAUUCAGUAGAUUCCACACAAAAGUCUGUAAAGGAAAAUUCAAAGGCUUCUGAGAAUCAGAAACAGGACUACAUUCACGUCCGAGCUAGACGGGGUCAGGCUACUGACAGCCAUAGCUUAGCUGAAAGGGUCAGAAGAGAAAAGAUUAGCGAAAGGAUGAAAUAUUUGCAGGAUUUGGUGCCUGGUUGUAAUAAAGUUACAGGCAAAGCUGUAAUGCUUGACGAAAUCAUUAACUACGUACAAUCUCUGCAAAGACAAGUAGAGUUCCUAUCAAUGAAACUAGCAGCUGUUAAUCCCAGGCUGGAGUUGAAUAUUGACAACUUCUUUGCCAAAGAGAUGAUGCCUCCAUGUGCAAACUUUCCUUCCUUGGGAGGAAUGUCUCCUGAUUUGGUACCCUAUCUUCAGUUUCACCCAAUGCAGCAGCAACAAGCUUCAUUGCAAGCAGGAGUAUGCUCUGGAUUCGAUAUACCCGCAAUUGUAAGCUCAGCAGAUACAACUUCGCUUCAUAGGACAACUACUCCAUCUGUUCCUGCAGAAAUGUUUGGGGAUGCCAAUUUCCAGGUACAUGCAUCUUCUGCUUGGGAUACCGAGCUGCAAAAUGUUUUUAGUAAUGGUUUAGUUCAAGGAAGGCAGACUCCAUUUGCAUCUCAAGGGCUCACUGGGCAUUUGGAUAUUAAUCACAUGAAAAUGGAGUUAUAAUUCCCUGCAUUGAGAUUUUCAUGUGGAGUAGUGGGAUUUGCGAGGCGAAUUCCAUAUAAAGUUUUAUAAUUCUUUGCUAAUUUAUAUCCUAAAAUCUUCUUUGUAAUUCUAUAAUUGACGGAUAAUGCUAUUUAUCAAUGUAAGAGAGAAUAGCAGCCAAGGUUUUGACUGUGUAAUUCUAGGGUUGAUUCUUAGUAUAAUCAGAAAUGUACAUAUAUGUAAGCUCAUCUAUUUCAGAAAUUUAGAGGUGGCAGAUUCGCCACAUUCUUUCUAGGAUUCUCAUUCCCAGCUUUAAAGCAGAUUAUCUAUGCUGUAAAGCUCAGUAUUGUACAACUAUGAAAUAUAAGAAGCAUAAGUGGCCAUUUUUCAAAAAAAUAAAAUCUCUCUGGCUGUAUCGAAAGGGUUUAGCCUUUGGCAGUAUUGAAGGGCACAGUUAAUUUCAUUUUCGAACAUUUUUGCCCACGUAUUUGUAUUAUAAAAAUGGCUUCUAUUUGUGAUAUGUUUGCUAA
Molecule: messenger RNA, 2622 nt
Organism: Cryptomeria japonica (Japanese cedar)
Lineage: Eukaryota; Viridiplantae; Streptophyta; Pinopsida; Cupressales; Cupressaceae
Product: basic helix-loop-helix protein 79
Exons: 9
Coding region: 524-2113 (529 amino acids)
Biological process (GO): regulation of DNA-templated transcription
Cellular component (GO): nucleus
Molecular function (GO): protein dimerization activity; DNA-binding transcription factor activity
Source: RefSeq, a predicted model, not a curated record